AAAUGCCUCACACAAUUCUACCGUUCAUCAUCACAUAUGUUUUACACAUGCACGCGCGUCGCACGAAUACAUCAACCGCGGUAUACGCGUAUUAAACACACGCACGCACGCGAGCAAAUUGAACUUUUUACAAUGACCACGAUGUCGCUGUGCGUGCACACCACGAAUAAAUGAUUUUUUUCCUAAAUGGACCGACCGAACCCCGCACAGUUUAAAUUAUCAUAAUCUCUUAACAAUCCUUAAUUGGACGGGACCGUUCGGGACGUCGAGAGCACCGCGCACAAUACACAUUGGCAUACAGUCCCUUGAUCUCGUCGCGUCGUUAUCUCACGUUCGGUAGUAUAAUACCAAUUGUUGUACGCGCAUAAUAUUACUAUUAAGACAUCCAAAGUCUCGUCUUGGUUUCAUAUAACGCACGGUUCAACCCGAAUAGCUAAUAAUAUUUUCGUUUGCCUUUGAUGUGAUUUUAUUUCGUUUGAAAACUUUUACCGUUUACUCCGAUCAAAAAUGUACCGCCUGUUUUUGGUACUGUGUUUGUGUUACGGUUUGCUGGGCUACGCGUCCUCGGAUGAAACAACCACUUCGGUGUAUGAACAUUGCGGAAAUCUGCAGCUUCAGGAAAACAUUCAAAUUAAAUUGAUAACUGGUACAUGGUAUGUAAUUGAAGUUCUACAACACAAGACAAACGAAAAAAUAUAUCAUGGAGAGAAAUUUGAAGUACCCACUUGUCCUUCUGUUUUCUUAACGCUUGCGGGUUCUGAUACAGACCUGAAAUUGUACUGGAACGAAGAUAUGGGCGACGUUGAAUAUCUAUUCAAAAUUAAAGACAAAUCGUCUCCCGGAUUCUGGCUGUCGUCUGGAUCUCAAAAUGGCACCCUAGUGCAGGUGACCAGCUACGACCAGUUCGCGGGCAUGGUGUACGUCCGGAAGGCGGUCAGCAAUCACAUGGUGUUGACGUUCUGUUCGCCGAACACGCAGCUGUACAGCGUAGUGUUGGCCAGGGACAAGACGCUGGACUCCAAGGACCUGAAGAGCAUCGUGAACCACAUGCACCUGCAAAAGUUGCCCAUCACGCAGACGAAACGCACGUGUCGCAGCUCGGCGUCCGCGGCCCGGGCCACCGCUUGGAUGACCACAGCGUUCUGCUUGGCGUACCUGGUGUGGUACCUACGCGUGCACAAAUAGGUCGCAACCGUCAGGCGUAGCGCACCCCUGUUUUCACGUUGGGGCGAGCGGACGCGUAAAACACACACACACACACACCCAUCCACACACACACACAUAGAACCGCACUUGGGUGCGGGCGCAGGGUCGGCGUCGGUCGAAGCCCGUGAAGGGGGGGGGGAGGUAAAGUCGGAGACUUAAACUCGGCAACGCGCCGCGGAUGGCGAUUGGAAAAUUACGAUAUUUCUUACGACACCGUCGUCUCCAAGCCGCAGACAACUUUGCAGAUGAUGUUUCGUUCCGAUUAAAACUUUAAACAUUUACAAUCCAUAUUAUUUUAUUUUACGGAUAACGCGUAAUACUUAUCAAACGAUUAACUACGUCACAUAAUUAUAUUGAUACAUAGGUAUACACAAUACACAUCGAUUUUUGUGUACCGGGCUCUUUCCGUAUAUUAUGCGUAUACCUACACGCCGUGGCAGUGAAAUAUUAAUUAACGUCAUAACACGUGGUAGAUUACACCCACGUAGGUACAUUUUAUAAAAUCGUCAGAUCGCUACUGCACUGCUGUAGCAUAAUAUGCAUGUGGUAAAAGCCCCUUCUUAAUAAACAGAACAUUUUUUUCUUUAGUUCUAUAUUUUGUAAUAGUAUUACUGUAUCUGCGGCUCUGGUGCUAUUAAAAUUCAUGUUUAAAUUUUUUAUUUUAUUUUAUUUUAUUAUUAUUAUCUUUUUAUUUUUUCUGAAGCCUUCAAGCCCCCAUUCACACCGACUCUGCGCAUACACACAUAUACAAACAACAAUACUUAAAACGAUAGAAAAAGAGAAAAAUAAAAUCCGAGAAACACAUACCUUCCAUACCCAACAUUGCGUUGUCAUCCGAACACAUCAAUACGAUAUAAUUAUAAACCUAUGAUUUUUAUUCCAUGCUCAAUUCAAGUUGUGCAAUAUACCGUUAAAAUAAUAUGUCAAUUCCGUUCAAUUUGUACUUUUGCUUAAUUUUUCGGAUCUCUUUAGUGCAUAAUGAUUAUGUUUUAUUGCGUACCUAUAUUUACAUGCUAAUCCACUUACUAUUUAUAAAUUAUAAUAUUGUUUUAGUUAACACAUUUAUAAUAACGUAUGAUUGGACGACUACAUAAUUGCACAAUGUUGGGUUACCUUUUUUUUUGUGUAAUUUAUUUU
Molecule: messenger RNA, 2343 nt
Organism: Melanaphis sacchari
Lineage: Eukaryota; Metazoa; Arthropoda; Insecta; Hemiptera; Aphididae
Exons: 3
Coding region: 508-1185 (225 amino acids)
Source: RefSeq, a predicted model, not a curated record